AUGGUUCCACCAUCGACGGGCUCCAUCGACUUCGCUCCUCCGCUACCGCUACCGUGGGAUGAUUAUGACCCACCGGGGUAUGAAUCACCGCCGAUACGUCCCUGGUAUCCGCCACCGCCGCCGUCUUCAGAUUCAGAUAGUGGAUGGGUACUCGCGGUAUUGCUCGUCUUCGUCUUCGUAGUCUGCAUGAUCGGAGUCGUUUUAAAGGUUUACCGCAGCAAGAAAGCUCACACUGAGGCAGCGGCAGAAGCAGUCGCUGCCGCUGCUGCUCGAGCGCGAGAGUUGCCGCACCCGCGGUCGCUGCCGGGGCUGGAAUCCCUCUGGCAACGUGAUGAGGUGCGGCUGCCGAGAACCCGUGCUACCAACCCGGGGGUCCGCGCUACAAACCCAACGGCCCGCCUCCCGGCAUUCAAGUACAACCGGUCCAUGAAGCACAACGUGAUGGGUGGAGAGGAAGCGGCGACGUGCUCUGUGUGCCUCGGCGUGUUCCAGCUAGGUGAGACGGUGCGGCUGUUGCCGGCGUGCAUGCACCUGUACCACGUGGAGUGCAUCGACCCGUGGCUGGACGCGCACUCGACGUGCCCGAUCUGCCGCUCGGACGCCGACCCGACGAUGGACGGCGGACGCCCACCCCCCGUUUAG
This is a messenger RNA of Aegilops tauschii subsp. strangulata, 642 nucleotides long. The record is from RefSeq and is a predicted model, not a curated record. Lineage: Eukaryota; Viridiplantae; Streptophyta; Magnoliopsida; Poales; Poaceae.